GAAAUUGAUACGCAACUUUCACAUUCUUUACAAUCUUAACAUACACUAAUCAAUAAAAUUUCGGCGAAUAUGAAUGAAAAACGAGUACGUUUUGGAAUCAUGGGCUGCGCCAACAUUGCGCGUAAGAUGUGCCGUGCCAUUGCGCUCUCACCAAGCUCCACCCUCCAUGCCCUAGGAAGUCGUUCGUUCGACAAGGCAUCAAGGUUCGCGGUAGAAAACGGUUUCCCGGGAAAAAUCUACGGUACCUAUGAGGCGCUUCUUGACGACCCUGAUGUUGACGUCGUGUACAUGCCUCUACCCACGACCCUGCACGUCCAGUGGGCCGUCUUGGCCGCGAAGAAGAGGAAGCACGUGCUGCUGGAGAAGCCGGCGGCUCUGAACCUGCCGGCGCUGGAUGAGAUUCUCGAUGCGUGCGAAUCUAAUGGUGUUCUAUUCAUGGAUGCCACCAUGUGGAUGCAUCACCCUCGGACCGAUGAGAUGACAGCUCUUCUGUCUGACGUCCAGCGUUUCGGCCAACUCAAGACGAUCCACUGCUGCUUCACGUAUGAAGCGGACCGUGAUUUUCUUCACAACAACAUUCGAGUAAAGCCUGACUUGGACGCCCUCGGUGCCUUGGGCGACAUAGGGUGGUAUUGCAUCCAGGCAAUCCUUUGGGCUGCCGACUAUGAACUGCCGGAAACCGUAACAGCUUGGCGAGAGCCUGAGUUCAAUGAAGCCGGGGUGAUUCUAUCUUGUGGCUCCUGUUUGUGUUGGAGAGAUGGGAAAAUCGCGACGUUCUAUUGCUCUUUCCUCACCAACUUGACUAUGGACCUAUCUGUUCUGGGAACAAAGGGGAAUUUGCACAUUUACGACUUUGCUGUUCCUUUCCAGGAAACUAGUGCGACUUACUAUAGCGGUUCACAGUUUAGAUUACCGAUACUAAGUGAGCACACUGUUGCGAACGAUCUUCCUCAGGAGGCUUUAAUGGUCAAGGAGUUUGCCAAUUUGGUUGGCGAGAUUGAGCGAAAGGGAUUGACACCCGAGAAGAAGUGGGCGAGUAUUAGCAGAAAGACACAACAGGUGAUGGAUGCAGUCAAGGCGUCGAUUGAGAGAGGUUGUCAGCCUGUUGAGGUUGUGACCCGUUAAAUUGAUACUUUUACUCAUGAUCAGGCUAUUCCAAUGUGAAAGCGAAUAAAUUUCCUAACUUGCGGGCGCCUCAUUGUGUCAAUAAGUCGCCAAUGACUCUGAAAUUCCGUGCGCCAGACUGGUCGAGCAAUUCAACUGGAUGCUACGAUCUGGCACUACAGGUUGAAGGCCAGUUUGAAUGCUAUCAAACAUAGAUGUUAUGUUCAAGAUUGCAGAAAUUGAGAGGAUCAAAAUACAUCGAUAAAAACACGAAUCAGAAAAACAAAAAACUGUCAUUUAUUAGCAUUUUGAAAUGACCUUUUCCUACUUUCUUUGAAAAUCAAA
Molecule: messenger RNA, 1449 nt
Organism: Rhododendron vialii
Lineage: Eukaryota; Viridiplantae; Streptophyta; Magnoliopsida; Ericales; Ericaceae
Exons: 2
Coding region: 70-1125 (351 amino acids)
Molecular function (GO): nucleotide binding
Source: RefSeq, a predicted model, not a curated record